Messenger RNA from Drosophila erecta, 1787 nucleotides. RefSeq names its product zinc finger protein 883. The record is from RefSeq and is a predicted model, not a curated record. Gene Ontology annotation, molecular function: zinc ion binding. Gene Ontology annotation, cellular component: nucleus. The transcript is spliced from 2 exons. The coding region runs from base 88 to 1551 and encodes 487 amino acids. NCBI's taxonomy places the organism in Eukaryota, Metazoa, Arthropoda, Insecta, Diptera, Drosophilidae.
ACAUUUUAGGGAUUGUUAUUAUAGUUAAAUCAUGGUCACGCUGGAUUGAUGGUAACUUGAAAUUAAAGUACAUUGGAAAUUAAAAAAAUGGAGGAGGAUGCGGUUUGCCGGGUUUGCCUUCAGCAGGAAGGAGACAUGAUCAACAUAUUCGAUGGUACACUGUACCCAGAAAUUUCCAUUGCGGAUAUGAUUACCCGGUGGUGUGGCUACCAAGUGGCGAAAGGCGACUGUCUUCCGGAAAGCAUCUGCUCAACUUGCUUGGAAGACGCUCGGGUGGCAUUCGGAUUCAUUCCAAAGUUUGAAGAGGAGCAGAUCUAUAAAAUCAAAUGCGAGAAAUCGCGAAUAGAAAACGAGCCUGUGGACGAUGCGCUAUUUCUAGAAGCAGUCGGCAAAGCAUCAAACGAUCCAUUCGAGGAAGGCAUCUGCAGGAUAGAACUUGAUGAAGUUAAUCAAUCCAGUCUCCCCAACUAUAUUUCAACAACAUUGGAUCUACAUACAACCCCUAUUAUUCCGGACUUACCUUCUCGGGGAGGACUACGCUUCAAGUGUUCCAUGUGCACAAAAUCAUUUGCGGAAGCCUCGCAGUUUAGUCAACACAUUCUAACCCAUUCGGGAGAUGAUGACGGUAGCCAAGAAUCGAAGUUUUCUGGCUCAGAUUUUAGCAACUCUGAACAAGACAAUUACGAAGAGGAUGACUAUGACCCCCCAUCUGCCCAAACGCAUCAGGAUAAACGGCGCCACAAAUCCAGUAAUCCUUCCAGAACGCAUUUUAAGCCACAUUCAUUGAAUCAAGCUGAGAUCGAGCCGAAAGCUAAUUUGCAUCCAUCACAACCAUAUAGCACUACUUACAUGCCCUACAAAUGUAACUACUGCCCGAAAUAUCUGAAGGACAAGGACUCCUAUAGGUUACACAUCCAAUCCCAUGGGAAACGUUACAAGUGUUCCCAGUGUCCUAAGACUUUUGCGUAUGCAAAGCAGCAUAAGGAACAUAUUUUAAGCCACGCAGAAGAUUCAACCGAUAGACCUCCACCAUCAACUGCUCCAAACCGGGCUUUCAAAUGCCCCGAGUGUCCCAAGAUAUAUCCGUUUUCCUCUGGUUGCAGUCGUCAUCUACUAAGUCACGCAAAGAUUCGCCCGUACCAGUGUCCGGAGUGCCCCAACUCGUAUGCCCGUCCCUAUUCCCUGCGUGUCCACGUUUUAUCCCACUCCAAGGAGCGACCUCACAAGUGUGAGCAAUGUUCAAAGUCCUUUCGCUAUAUAUAUCAUUUCAAUGCGCACAAGCUGACCCACAGCGACGAGAAGGCGCACACGUGUAGCCAAUGCGACAAGUCCUUUACGAAUGCAUCGUAUCUAAGGCGCCACAUCCUGUUGCACACUGGGGAGAAACCUCACAAGUGCGAAUUCUGUUCAAAGGCUUUUUACCGCGCUUCAGAUUUGAAAAUUCACAUCCGCAUCCACACGGGGGAAAAACCGUAUAGAUGCGCCCAUUGCAAAAAGUAUUUUUCGGUUCUAACGAAUAUGACCAAACACCAAAGGAACUGCCUAUCUUGACUUCCGCGUCUCCUAUUUUUGGUUUAAAGGUAAAUAAAACUCUACACUAAGUAUGGGCUUUGUAUUCAGUAGAAGUUACUUGUUGCUUUAUAAUUAAUUUACAAAACAACGCCAAAUAAGUGAAUUUGUACAAGUUAAAUACUAAGCCUCGUUCUAGUUACAGAAUCUUUUUAAAAAGAUUCAAGUAUCACGCAAAUAUAAAUUUUUGUUAAUAAAUAAAUUGAGAACCAAAUCCA